Messenger RNA from Amoebophrya sp. A120, 3389 nucleotides. NCBI's taxonomy places the organism in Eukaryota, Dinophyceae, Syndiniales, Amoebophryaceae. The record is from the annotation of a GenBank genome assembly.
GGAACAUGUGUAUUUUUGAAUUGUCUCACGUUUCUGUAGUUUCUCAUAGCUAAAACAUAGCUGUUCAUCAGGUCUUGAUAGAUUCACUUUGAGUUUGUUCUGCAUAUUUCUAAUUUCGGAGUUUUUUUAUUUUUUUGUACUUAUUUACGCCUAGUAGAUCUAGAUCCAGUUGCAGGCUAACAUUUCAGCUGUCGAAACUUGUUGAGCUUCCAUUUUCGAGAAGAUGAGUUCUUCACCACGACCGGAGGUCAGUCUUACCGGCUGGAGCGACUUGCAGAACUCGAUGGAUGACGAUCCGGAUGAUCCCGUCUCGCACCGGCCGGCGGAGAAGGGGAUGAACUCCGUGAAAGAUCCUGUCGUCGAAAAUCAAAGUGAGCGAGGUAUUGGAAUAUUUUCGGCAGCAGACAGCCCUUCUCCCGUGUUUUUCUUCGUGAUGUCAAAAAGAUGCUGCGCUUGAUUUUUUGGUUUUGGAAUCGAAAGACCCUCACGUAACCACAUGAAAUAGAAAAAAUUAAAAAUAUGCUAUCAACUCCUACAGUUCUGUCUCCGUAUCGCCCGUUGCCGCCGCCGAUUGGUCCCUUGCCUUCAUCUUCGGGCAAGGAAAAAGACAAGACUCCCCAAAAUGCGCUGGACGACAAAUGGCCGGUUCCGUCGCCGCACUACACGGUCGUGCCCAUGGAGGGUACCGCCCCGGCGACGACGCACGAGGUUUUCAUGCUAGCUGGUUCAGCAUCUGUUUCCGAAGCUUAUUUGCCACCGGAGAUUUCUACACCAGGCUCUAACUAUGUUAGUACCUCGGCACCUUUCGUUUCAACUGCUGAUGGCAACUACCCCGCUAGUACGCCGGUUAAUAUGUGCUGGACCACCCCGACUCACGAAGUUGUGCCCGUUCCAGGAGUGUAUGGAGAUGACGCAAACUACUCGUACUACAACGUGCAGCCUGGUGUUCCAACUCAGUUUGUCAACGGGUCGGACGGGGGUUAUUUCGCUGCAGCCUCCUUCUCGCAUCCAGAACAAGUGCAGCGCCAGACUUAUUUCACUUGCGCCGCGCCGGACCCGGACUCCUGGUUCUGUUCCACGCCGGCGGUAGAGACAAACUAUGAAAUGAACAGCGGCAACGGCGGUGAAGAAAAACAGCAACAAGAUGUCUCAUUGGUCAACAAAAACAUGACGUCCACCACUUUUACCGAAGAUGAAUACGAUUUUCCGCAGUAUAAUUUCAAUGACUGUGACAGUACGACGAGGGUUGAUGAGAGAAGCGCAUCGACAUCCGACGUUGCAACGGCGUUGGGUGAACGCGCCCCUGCGCAGCUGAACAACCCUGAAGAUUUUCAUCAUGAUGCCACUUGCUCUACCACUUCUACCCAUGGCGGAAAGAAGAUCAUGGCGGCGAUUUCACCGGAUCUAGAGUCAACUUUGCUGACUGCGGAGCCGACUACGGAGAUGAAAGUGAAACACUGUGCGACGGAUGAUCUCGCAGCGCCCCCGCGCUGUGCUGACGACGGAAAAGAGAUGGCUGGGUCGUUCCAAGGACACGGAAAAAUGGUCUGUCACUCGUCCGCUAGCACUUGUUGCUCCGAUCGAGCCGUUGUCGUGGAAAACAAGGAGUAUCUUCAUGGGUAUCAUGAUGGGGGAGGUUCUUCCGACUUAACGCAACACGUGGAUGACCGCGACGGGGUACAGCUGGUUGUACAUGAUGAACAACAGGUCGUCGCGGACUAUCGCGAUCUCCAUCAAGAAGUCCUCGCACAGACCACAGAGGAGGAACGUGGAAAGCCAACAGUUGUCCGCCAGAAUCGUCAGUUUGUAGCCAAUCACGAAGCUGCGGUCCAGAGCUUACAAGACCACGGAAAAUCGCAGCUAGACAUGGGCCAGCUCGUCAAUCUCGUGUGGUUCGAACAGUAUGCCAAGAAGGAGGUCGAGUUAGUGCGUGACGCGCUGAAAAGCGAUCACGAUGCGCGAGCCGAACUGUGUGGAUUUAUCACACAGAAGACCAGUGGGGCCCUGACCACGGGCAUUAACGCGCUGCAGAAAACACUGGACUGGUGCGGCAACAAAAGCAAACCGCAGCUGGCCUCCCUGCAGAGGUACGAAGUGCGGCAAUUGGAGGAAGAGAUGGCAUUGCGUGCAGAAUGCUUAGAAAAUCAAAGGACAAGCCAGUGUCAAGUGAUCAACACAAUCUUCGGACCCCAAGGACCGGAGACCGACGAGGAAACUGCUAUGCGCCGGAGCAGGGCACUCCAGCUGAAGACUUUGAACGACAAUUAUGACAUAUUCAAGCGGAACUUGGAGCAGGAGAAGACUCUCAGAGCAUCUGCGGUAGUGAUGAAAAUAAAUUUGACCUAGCUUAUUGCGUGCUGGGCGAAGUGGAGUUUACAUCAUUCGUCAUUGUAAUUUCUGAUGAAGAAGCAGAUCAUCAUCAUUUUGGAGCCUAGUGAAAUUAUCUAUCUUGUUCAAGACACUGCAGGAUCCGAGUUAAUAUUCUGCGUUCCACUUUUUAUUCAUCGAGCCCGAAUCCAAAGAAGUGCGCAUGUAGAUGCAUAAAAUUCCACGUGAUCAUACAACGCACAAUACUACAGAUUGACUCCAAGUACAAGUCUCUGCUCGACAAGUACGACGGUGCGCAGGAACACUUGGUCGAGCAGAUUAAGGGGUUAAGCGAGGCGCGGGACCAAGUUCGAGAGAAGGAACUGCCGGUUUACAAACAAAAAAAGGACGAGGCAGAGCGUCGUUCUGAGCAUGCUUUCGCAAAGAUCGUGGAACUUCUCAAACUUGCGAUUGACGCUUCUGCGUGGUACGGCCGCGCGCUGGUUCCGGAGUCAGGAGGUGACGGUGGGGCGCCGUCUUGCGCCGGGACGGCGACGGUGUAUCAAUGAAUUCCGAUCUAAAUCAAGAUGACCACAUCAUCUUCAUACAUUUACGACGAUAGUGCAACGUAUAGGAUACAGCUUUGUGACCUAUCGGCCGUGCUAUCAGAUCAUCCAUCAAAAAAAAAAAAUUCCAAGAAAUACCAUAAAAAAGAAGAAUUGAGAUCGAUACAUAUAUAAAUUCCUUUGAAAAACUGAGCAAUAACAUACGUAUUCAUAUAUACGACCAUGUUUCGAUAUUCAGACUUCUCUGAUGUUAGUAAGCGACGAUAAGCGAUGUGCGGUGCUGCAGUGAGAAACCCUCGAGAUGCAGCUUGAACGAACUCGAGCCCAAACCUCCGCACGCCCCCCCCUAGUGCAGGAUAAAUGAUGAUGAUGACGUAUGUAGGUUAUCGCAGUUCCUUUGAAAAACCAAGCAGCGACCUAGCUAGGUCUAGGUCUGUGCUGAUUGAACCUUCAGUCACCGCAGAAUGUGAAGUGGCAACAUCAAUCGGUUGUAUUUCUAAAAAGCGCAACUUACAC